GUUUGUCUUGUUCACCUUCGGUGGGCUGUCGAAGUUAUUGGCAAUUGUGUUUGACAAUUUUCACCUAUUGUCUGCGUGCAGUGUACUGUACGGGACGUAACGAGCUUUUGUAUCUUUUUCAUUCACUUUCAGACGAAAGAGGAACGCUUUUUCAGCGCAUUACAUACCAAGGCAACAAAACACCGUUAGUGCACGGCCGGUGAACAAAGACACUGACACUUCCACUUACAUUGGCCAAACUUGUGAUGCACUAAAUGAUUAGUAUUGCAAGGCUCUAAAGAUCCUUUAAACGAAUGUUCAAAAAGAGUAAUGGUGGUGAUCAACUUCUUAUUGCUGUCAAGCUCAAUAAAAUAUCAGAAAUCUCACGGCUUGUUGCCCUGGGUGUUGAUGUCAAUUCCAGAAUAGACAGGAAUGGUAAGACUGCUCUUCAUUAUGCAGCUUAUAAAGGCCAGGCAGUAGCUGUGAAGGCUCUAGUAGAGGCAGGAGCUGACCUGGACAUAACAGAUGAGAAUGGAAUGACUGCUCUUCAUCGUGCCAUUAUUCAUGGCCAUACAGAUGCUGUUCACAUUUUAUUGAAUGCUGGUUGCUUGGUUGAUCAGAAAGAUGAGAAUGGAAACACAGCUCUUCAUGAAGCAGCCUGGAAUGGUUAUAGUAAAUGUGUUGAGCUUCUAGUGGCAACGAAGUGCAAUAUAAAUAUUCAUAACCGGACUGGUUACACCAGUCUACAUCUAGCUGCACAAAACUGCCAUUGCAAAACUUUGCAAGUUUUAUUAGAUGGAGGUUGCAAUGCACUUGUAAAGAACAAUUAUGGUGACACCCCUUUGCACAUUGCGGUUCGCUACGGGCACGAUGAAGUCUGUAAAGCACUUUUGGCCACUGAGCUCAACAUCUCUGAACAAAAUAAUGAUGGUAACACCCCACUACACAUUGCUGCCAAUAUGGGACACGAAAAACUCAUCGAAAUGUUACUGAAUGCAGGAAGCUCCACUACUGUCAGGAAUAAUGUUGGUGAUACUGCAAGGCAGUUAGCCAUUCAAAAUGGAUUCAAAUCGAUUGCCAAGCUAUUAGGUCCAACUAAAGGAGACGCUCGGAAGAUGUUCCGAAAAGACAGAAAAGAGAAACAGAGACCUCAUAGUUUAGAUGUGUCUGAACUCUUCAGUGGUGUGACAGACUCUGCUGUUAAUACCACUACUUCUCAGCUAUGGAGACCGGGACCAUUGUCUGAGGGCCGAGACGCCGAGAAACAAGAACAUAAACAAGACUUUUCAAGUCGUUUUUCUUGGGGCAAGAAGAAAAAAGAGGAAAGAAAAUCGAAAGUUCUCACCAUUAAGUACGACGAGAUGUGUUCCAUUGAACGAGACUUCAUUAAGACGCGGAAAGCUUCCUUGAAAAAAUCGCGCAAGACUCAUUCAAAGAGUAGCUUAAAAUCACAGGAAGAAGCACGCUCUGAUCCAUGUUUUCAUCAUGGACGACGAGAAUCAAAGAGGCUGCAUUCCCGAGUAAAAGAGGAGAAAGCAAAAAGCGCUCCAAGCAGAGAUGAUGUAGAAGUGAGCCUGUCCCAGAAGAAGACCAAAAAGGAAAAAGGUUUUUUCUCCUUGUUCAGGAGCGCCAGUGACCCGGACUUGAAGAGCGCUUUAUUUUGUGCAAAGCCUAAAGGGAAAUUUUCAUCUCCCGGAGGGGAGGUGAUGGGGAAUGGUGUACACAAAGUGAAAAAAGAGUCAAAGGAAAAAGGAGAGGUAGAAGAGACUAGAGAAAAGAAAGAUAAAAGGAAAAAGGAUAGGAAAGAUAAAAAAGGUCACGAGGAAGAAAGGGAAAAAUGGGAAAAGAAAGAAAAACGGAAAGAGAAAGAAAAAGAUAAGAAAUAUUCACGUCGUGACGAAAAAGAUGGAAGUGAAUCGGACUGCACUAUUUGUCAGGAAAAAAGGAGAAAAUCUCGAGAAAAGAAACGCAGCGAGGAAACGAAACACAAAGAACGCAGAUCUAAAUCGGAACCAAGAAGGGGAAGAGAUCGAAGGGACGUAGACUCAGAUGGUAAGGACUAUAGAACACAUAUAGACAAGGACGAUGGAGACAGAGAACAUAGGAAAAAGAAACAUCACAAAGAAAAAGAGAAGGAGAAGGAGAAAGGCAGAACGGACAGGAAUCACAAAAGAAAAACCGAUGAACACGGAAGGAGUAACGAACGAAAAGAGGUUGAGCACCAUAUCGAGGCUGAUUCUGGACCUACACCUUGUAACCAGAGUCACUGCGGCACGUGUCAGGCGCAGCUGAGCCGUCUUGAGGCGUGGCAAGAGCGCUGUACUGCAGAAAUCGACUCCGCUCGGCGAAGACUCGAACACAGACUUCAACGGCUUGAAAAAAGACUCGCGGAACAGUUGAAAGAAGAGAAACAAUCAGAAGAGAAAGGGAGUCGAAGUAAAAAACAUGAACGCACCAAGGACAGUCGCGAAGUUAGUAAAAGCCUGAAAGACAGCAGAAAUAACAUACGGGAAGAAAUGCGCGGUGUAAUAAAAGGAGGGUUGAGUAAACUGGAAUUGAGACUUGGACAGAUUUCUGCUGGGUACAAUAUGCCUUUCAUAGAUCAACACGAACGGUGUAAUCCUGAAUUAGGAAAGAAUUGCAUAAAUGAUCGAGGGAUCCGUCGUUUACGAAGUAUGAGCUCUCCUCACCUGGGGAGGAGUCCAUGUGAAGACUGCACGCACCAUUUGGAAAGCAAAGGAGGGAUGUCCCCGCCUUUCUCGCAGCUAGCUUCAAGUGGAACUUGCUCAAGUUCCCGCACACAGAUCAGCGACACCGGGUCCGUGGAGACAGUCAUCGAAGCCAGACCUGUUGGCAACAGAACCGGCCUCCACUCUUCGGGUACAAUCAUAGAAGCAAAACCUGUUGCAGAAGUGUUAGACACAGUGAUUGAGGCGCAACCAGUAGCUGAAGAUGAAAAUUGCCAUCAAGUGCACGAGACUUCAGCUGCUACACAGGUGAACCACCAGCGUCAAAUGCAAGAUGUGGAGAACUGGUGGCGAGCUAAAGCAGAGGAGGAACAGGGAGUUCUGUACGCUAGGAUCCGUGAACUCGAACAGAUGUUAAUGAUGUCUCGUGGGGGUGACUGUUUUGUAUGACCAAUGUGGUAAUGCUAUGACCUUUUGUUUUGGCGGGAGUUGUCUUUAAAAUACGACUUAACGUCCACUUGGCGUCAGAGGUUGCCAAGUAACGUGACAUCAUUAAAUUCAAGGGUUCGUGCAGAAUUAUUCCACAAUUUUGAAAUUUGUAAGAGAAGUUUUGUUUCCAAGUGUGUUGGCGGGAAUAACGUUAAAAAAAUGUGGUAUGAAAAACAAAUCCUAUUCAGAACGGUAGAAUUUGUGAACAAAACAAGAGAAAAAGUAAAAGAAAAAAGGCCCGGAACAAAACUGAGAUGUAAAGUAGUACAAUUUUGUUAGUUGGAAAGGAAUAUUGCCCUGUAAAAAAUUAUUUGCCAAGGUCUAUUAUUCAAAACCUCGUGAACACAGACCGUUCUAUUUUCAAGAGUAUAUUAUUUAAUAUAGUUUACACUUUUACUAUGUAUUUUAAAUGCGAGCAAAACAGGAAGUGAACAUUUCAUGUAAAAAUAAAGUAUUGGUUUCACUGAC
This is a messenger RNA of Stylophora pistillata, 3623 nucleotides long. RefSeq lists its product as uncharacterized. Gene Ontology annotation, molecular function: protein binding. The record is from RefSeq and is a predicted model, not a curated record. NCBI's taxonomy places the organism in Eukaryota, Metazoa, Cnidaria, Anthozoa, Scleractinia, Pocilloporidae.